This is a messenger RNA of Hibiscus syriacus, 828 nucleotides long. Its product is annotated as isopentenyl-diphosphate Delta-isomerase II-like. Gene Ontology annotation, cellular component: cytoplasm. The transcript is spliced from 6 exons. NCBI's taxonomy places the organism in Eukaryota, Viridiplantae, Streptophyta, Magnoliopsida, Malvales, Malvaceae. Bases 121 to 816 code for a protein of 231 amino acids. The record is from RefSeq and is a predicted model, not a curated record. Gene Ontology annotation, biological process: isoprenoid biosynthetic process; isopentenyl diphosphate biosynthetic process. Gene Ontology annotation, molecular function: isopentenyl-diphosphate delta-isomerase activity.
UUCUCGGUUUCUCCUUAGCUUGCUUCCUCUUUCUCGUUUCCCCUCCCUCCCCCUCGAUUACCUCCCUUGAGGGUUUCCCCGUCUUUCCGUUCCCGUGCUUCAGCCUCCGCAGCCGCCAUCAUGGGUGACGCUCCCGACGCUGGCAUGGACGCUGUCCAAAGACGCCUUAUGUUUGAGGAUGAAUGUAUUCUAGUGGACGAGAGUGAUAAUGUUGUUGGCCAUGAAUCUAAGUACAAUUGUCAUUCGUGGGAAAAGAUUUUAACUGGAAAGAUGCUGCAUAGGGCAUUCAGUGUAUUUUUGUUUAACACAAAAUAUGAGUUACUCCUUCAGCAACGAUCUGCGACGAAGGUAACAUUUCCUCUCGUCUGGACCAACACCUGUUGCAGCCAUCCUUUAUAUCGUGAAUCGGAGCUUAUUGCGGAGAAUCAUCUUGGGGUGAGGAAUGCUGCCCAAAGGAAGCUUUUGGAUGAGCUCGGUAUUCCUGCUGAAGAUGUUCCCGUUGAUCAGUUCACCCCACUGGGUCGCAUGCUCUACAAGGCACCUUCUGACGGGAAAUGGGGCGAGCAUGAACUUGAUUACCUGCUAUUCAUUGUUCGAGAUGUUAAUGUUCACCCAAAUCCGGAAGAGGUAGCAGAUGCUAAAUACGUGAACCGUGAUCAAAUGAAGGAGUUACUGCAGAAAGCGGAUGGCGGUGAAGUGAAACUGUCGCCGUGGUUCAGGCUGGUGGUGGAAAAUUUCUUGUUCAAGUGGUGGGAUCAUGUUGAGAAAGGGAGCCUGAAAGAAGUAAGUGACAUGGAAACCAUUCACAAGCUGUAGACCAGAAAAAGG